Portunus trituberculatus (swimming crab) is the source of this 686-nucleotide messenger RNA. RefSeq lists its product as uncharacterized. The transcript has 3 exons. The record is from RefSeq and is a predicted model, not a curated record. NCBI's taxonomy places the organism in Eukaryota, Metazoa, Arthropoda, Malacostraca, Decapoda, Portunidae. Bases 29 to 358 code for a protein of 109 amino acids.
GCAGCACUUGCCACACCAGCAUAGUAUAAUGCAACCCGUCACCAUGACACGACUGCCACUGCUGCUACUGUUGCUACUUCUACUGGUACCUGCUGGGGAACCUUCAGCAAAGCCUGACAUGACUACAGACGAGAAAGAUAUAUUCGUUCAUAUCCUGAAGGUGCUACUGAUCCCAAGGCUUGAGUCAACGGUGGAUGUACGACAGAAGAUACGCCUGCAUGUCUCCCCUUACUGCUGCCCCAACAACGACCAGCCACCAGACAUCCUCAGAGCCGCGCCUCGUGGAGACACCAGGUGCUGCUCUGAUGUCACUUGCUGCGCCCUGGGUCUCUCAUGUUGUAGCACAGCAGACAAAUGAUGAAGCGUUGCCAGAGAGAGAGAGAGAGAGAGAGAGAGAGAGAGAGAGAGAGAGAGAGAGAGAGAGGAAAGACACGCCCGGAUGAACUUAGAGAAUAAGUGGAAGAUUGAAAAGAUAAACAGAAAAAGGCAACAAUGAAAACAAGAAAGUAAAUAUGGAGAAAAAAAAAAGAUAAACAAGGAAACGUGAACACUGAUAUUUAAACAGAAGAAAAAAGAAGAGCUAGUGUGAACAAUGGGACAAAUGUGUGGAUGAAUAUACACUGGAUAAACAAGUAGAGGAAUGAGAUAUGGAGGGAAAUAUAGAUUAAUGAAUAAAUAUCCUUAAU